Molecule: messenger RNA, 1556 nt
Organism: Polypterus senegalus (gray bichir)
Lineage: Eukaryota; Metazoa; Chordata; Cladistia; Polypteriformes; Polypteridae
Gene: stpg4
Product: sperm-tail PG-rich repeat containing 4
Exons: 7
Coding region: 122-790 (222 amino acids)
Biological process (GO): epigenetic programing of male pronucleus
Cellular component (GO): germinal vesicle; male pronucleus; female pronucleus
Molecular function (GO): chromatin binding; histone binding
Source: RefSeq, a predicted model, not a curated record
GACGUUCCUUUACAGCCAAAUUCUGUCAAGUACCCUUCCGUCAGGAUGGACACCAGCUUCCCACAAAACUGACCAAAAUGUUUUUUUGACUAAGUGAAAGGAAGGAAAUCUGUUAGCCUGCAUGGUGGCUAAGAAUAAUUCUAAAGAAAAAGUCUCUGAGCGAGAGACAUGGUGGAGAAGCUCGCUAACAGAAUCUCCUGUUCCUGGCACCUAUCAUAUCCGAAGCUUUAUUGAAGAUGCAGCGAUGAAUCCUGUGAGGAAAACCUAUGGCUUCAAAGGGGAAGGCAGGAAGAAAUACGCCGGCGUCAUUCGAAAAGGAGAUCUUUUACUUCCUGGUGCCUAUGCUUAUGCUGAUUUUAUACAAAAUGCUGAAAAACAUCGUGUCACUUACUCUUUCCGGAGCUGCACCAGGUCAAAGUGCCCAAUAGUAGGCGUCACAGAUAAGGAUGUCAAUAUUUCCCCUUGCCAGUAUAAUCUAAUGGAAAAGCCAGUAAUCAAGACUCCUUGCAAGCAUGUGAUGUUUCGCUCUGCAGUACAGCGUUUUCCAACUAUUUACUUUGCGCCAAAGGAAGGUCCUGCACCUGGCCAGUAUGAUGUCAGAGUUGAACAGACACAUCCCAACAUCACUUCCUGCUUCCGGUCAGCAGUGCCCCGUCUACCAAGUACCCGCUCAAAAAACCCUGGUCCUGGGACCUACGAGCCAAUGAAGCAAAUGCCAGUCCAGCCCAUUACCGUGACUGCUAUGGGACGUUUGCAUGGAUUAUUCUUCCGCAACUCCUUUGAGUUUUAAAUUUUAAGGAGAAAUUAGGCAAUCUAAUUGUUUUCAUGCUCAGGAUUUUACUGACUGCCUGUUAUGCUGCCCCAAGUCAUUGUGUAGUCAGACAGAUUUUAGGGAUAUGUGCUCUUAGCCUUUACUCUCCUUAUCAUAUUCUGCCAAUAUGGCUAUGCAAACUGAAGACAAAGAAGUCUGAUUUUCUGUUUGUGUGUGUGUGUGUGUGUGUGGUAGAAAUAUUAUUUUCUGUCAUGGUACAACCCAAUUUGGUAAAAUAAUGUUGUUUAUUCAAAGAAACUGCAAAAUCACUUAAGGCAAGUGGGAAGCCAUACAGUAUAUGAGCAUUGUAUAUCAAGCACAAAAUACUAUUACAGUAUUUUAGGUAGAUUUGAUUUCUCAGUGUUUCUGUUCUUCAGUUUCACCCUGAAUUGCUAUGGUCAGCUGUUGAUGGAGCAAGAACAUUUGUUUCAUUAAAAAAAAAUUCAAAUGACUCUUAACUUAGACUAUGUAUUUGAAAGAUGUGUUCCUGUGUCAGUGAUGUAAUGAAUUCAAAUGAUAAAUGGCCAAAUCAUUUGAAUCAAAACACCUAGCAAAUCACAAACGCAUUUCACAAAUGUAAAUGUAUUUAUUUAAAGAGAGGACUGCUAGGUGAGGUCGCACACAUUGAGUCAGUACUGGGGAUUGAAUUGGCAGCCUUGUUUUUAUAUUAUUAUGCCUUUGCCACAGGUCUGCACUGCCUGCAAAUGGAGGGAUGAAACAUGCAAGUCAACAUUUCACUGUAGUC